UUACCUGAAAUACAAAAUGCUUGAAUCCAUCCGAUAUCUCUUUGGCUCAAUCGGUCCAAGCGGUUAUGGCUCCAAAUCCACAGCAGAACAAGUCACUGAAACCUUCAUGAACAACAACAAUGAUCUAAGAUCCAUCACCGCCAUUAUCACAGGCGCUACGUCAGGAAUCGGAGCAGAGACGGCUCGAGUCCUGGCUAUGCGAGGUGUCAGACUCAUACUUCCAGCUCGGAGUCUCAAGGCUGCUGAGGAAACCAAAUCUCGAAUCUUAUUGGAAUUUCCUGAUUCAAAAAUCAUCGUUAUGGCUCUUGAUCUUAGCUCGCUUACUUCAGUCAAGAAAUUUGUUGCAGAGUUUAUUUCACUUGAUUUGCCUCUUAAUCUACUAAUAAACAACGCCGGGAAAUUCUGUUACGAUUAUGCUUUAUCAGAAGAUGGAAUCGAAAUGAGUUUUGCAACAAAUUAUUUAGGUCAUUUUCUAUUAACAAAACUUCUGUUAAAGAAAAUGAUAGAGACGGCGGAAGUUACCGGAGUUCAUGGCCGUAUUGUUAACGUUUCGUCGGCUAUUCAUAGCUGGUUUUCCGGCGAUAUGAUUCGUUACCUCGAUUUGAUAACCAAAAACAGAAGUCAUUACGAUGCAACACAAGCAUAUGCUCUCUCGAAACUAGCAAAUGUUCUUCAUUCCAAGGAACUUGCUCAGAGACUUAAGGAAAUGAAAGCGAACGUGACUGCAAAUUGCGUUCAUCCUGGAAUCGUAAGAACAAGAUUGACGAGAGAACGCGAAGGAAGAAUCACAGAUCUGGUGUUCUUCUUAGCUUCAAAACUGUUAAAAACAAUUCCACAGGCAGCUGCAACGACCUGCUAUGUAGCGACGAAUCCGAGGAUGGAGAGAGUGAAUGGAAAAUAUUUUGCGGAUUGUAAUGAAACUUCAUCUUCGAAGUUAGGAAAUAGUGUGGCGGAGGCGGCGAGAUUAUGGCUUGCUUCAGAGAAUAUGAUCGCCAUUGAUGAAUAACUGAAGAAAUGAAUUUGGCGGCAAUUUGUAGAAAUGA
Molecule: messenger RNA, 1043 nt
Organism: Impatiens glandulifera
Lineage: Eukaryota; Viridiplantae; Streptophyta; Magnoliopsida; Ericales; Balsaminaceae
Product: short-chain dehydrogenase TIC 32 A, chloroplastic-like
Exons: 5
Coding region: 17-1006 (329 amino acids)
Source: RefSeq, a predicted model, not a curated record